GUGAGAGAAGAAGACAAAGGCAGCAAGGCAAGACAUAUAAACAAAUCUCAUUCAUUUUUAUACUUCCUCUUCUGUAACUGCCAUUUCAAUUUCGAAGAACGAAGAUAAAGGAAGAUGAAAAGAGUUCAGAGCUUGAAACAGAAUCAGAAUCAGAAUCGGCUGAGAUGCUUUGAGAUCUCUUUUAAUUCUUCAGAGAAGCUUUGGGGGAAACUUUAAAUUCUUUGUUUUUGGGAUCUUUGCUGAUGUUGGUAAAAGAACCCCCCAGCCCCAGGUCUCAGCUCCUGCUUCUUCCUCAAGAUUUUCCGUUCUCUAUCUAUCUCUCUUGCAUUGUCUUCUUCACUUGUUGCCAUUUCAGAAAUUUGGAUGAUUUAAUCAUGGAUGCUCUUGUUUGAACUCUCCCAUUUUCGUUUUCCUCUCUUGGAAAAUGGAAAUCUUAUUGUAUGAAUACCUUGAACAUGCUGUUCUGAUGUGAAUGAAAUCUCUAUAGGCAUACUAGAGGAGUUUCAGCAGCUGACCGUCAACUAUCCUGUUGAGCUCAAACUGCAAUACUACUUAUGAAGCUCUAUUUUAUUUUGAUCUUGUUGCUGUUGCUCAUAUUUUCACCUCCCAUUCAUGCUGACCUGGAAAACGACCAGCAAGCUCUGCUACAGUUUGCUUCUCUUAUCCCACAUGGACGGAAAGUGAAUUGGAAUUCUACCACCCCAGUAUGCACUGCUUGGGUAGGCAUAACCUGCAGCUCAGAAAAUGAUAGUGUUAUUGCUGUCAGAUUACCUGGAGUUGGACUCAAAGGUUUGAUCCCAAAUAAUACCCUUGGCAAGUUGGAUCACCUCGAGAUCCUCAGCCUCCGGUCGAACCUCCUCUCCGGAAGUCUUCCAUCUGAUCUACUUUCCCUUCCUUCCCUUCAAUAUGUAUUCCUCCAACAAAAUAACUUAUCUGGAAAUAUUCCUUCUUCAUUAUCCACUCAACUCGUAGCAUUAGACCUUGCUUUCAAUUCAUUUGAGGGAGAACUUCCAUCAUCGAUUUCAAACCUAACACGACUAAAUAAAUUGUUCCUUCAGAAUAACAACCUUACAGGAUCCAUACCCAAACUGAAUAUUCAAAAUCUUAAAUUCCUCAACUUGAGCAACAAUCAUCUAAAUGGCUCAAUUCCAUUGACUCUUAGUAGCUUUCCCAAUUCAUCGUUUCGAGGAAACACUGGCUUAUGCGGGCCACCACUCAAUCAGUGUCCUGGCAUUUCUCCAGCUCCUUCAGUAUCGGAGGGUCCUCCUGUUGUGCAUGAAAAAAAACACAUGAAGAAGAAACUAAGCGCAGGAAUUAUAAUUGCCAUUGCAGUAGGAGGAGGUGUGAUUUUUUUUCUUCUACUUCUAAUGCUUGUGUUAUGCUGUUUGAGGAGAAGGGGUACUGAAGGAAGUGGUGUUCUUAAAGGAAAAGGUUUUGGUGCGGGAAGGGCUGAAAAGGCCAAGGAGGAUUUCGGUAGUGGGAUUCAAGAAGCCGAGAAAAAUAAACUAGUGUUCUUUGAAGGUUGUUCCUUUAACUUUGAUCUUGAAGACCUAUUAAGGGCCUCUGCGGAAGUGCUCGGAAAAGGAAGCUAUGGGACAACUUACAAGGCAAUAUUAGAGGAUGGAACAACAGUGGUUGUCAAGAGGUUAAAGGAGGUUGUAGUAGGUAAAAGAGAGUUUGAACAGCAGAUGGAUACGGUUGGGAAGGUUGGUCAACACCCUAAUGUUAUCCCCCUAAGAGCUUAUUACUACUCCAAGGAUGAAAAACUUCUCGUCUAUGACUAUGUAUCAGCUGGCAGCCUGUUGGCACGUUUGCAUGGUAGUAAGGAUGGAGAAAAACCACCACUGGACUGGGACUCCCGAAUAAAAGUUUUACUGGGAGCUGCCAAGGGAAUAGCCCAUGUCCAUUCUGCUGGUGGUGGCAGAUUCACCCAUGGGAAUAUCAAAUCUUCAAACGUUUUUGUUUCUGAAGAUGUGAAUGGUUGCAUCUCUGAUUUUGGUCUAGCUCCUCUAAUGAGCUUUCCUGCAGUCCCCCCUAGAACUGCAGGCUACAGAGCACCAGAAACAAUAGAGACAAGGAAAACCACCCAAAAAUCUGAUGUUUAUAGUUUUGGUGUUCUCCUCCUAGAGUUGCUGACUGGGAAGACUCCAGUCCAAUCACCUGGACGUGAUGAUGUUGUUGAUCUUCCACGGUGGGUCCAGUCAGUGGUUCGAGAGGAAUGGACUGCAGAAGUAUUUGAUGCAGAGUUAAUGAGAAAUCAAAAUAUUGAAGAAGAAUUGGUUCAAAUGCUUCAAAUUGCAAUGUCUUGUGUUUCUAAGGUGCCCGAUUUAAGACCUAACAUAGGAGAUGUGGUGAGGAUGAUUGAGGAGACCAGGCAGUCAGAUACUUCGAGCCCACAAUCACCUGAGGCACAGGCAUCCAAGUCCAAGGACUCGGACACUCGUACACCAUAAAAGCAACAAAAGAGCAUUUAUUUUGUUUUUUUAAAUGGGUCUUUCAAUGAAAAAGGGAUACUAACAAAGGACUGUACAUAACUCGAAAAUCGUGCAACUCCUGCUAAUGAACUCCUUUAGUGAUUCUUUUACGACUUUAGGCCUGUAACUGAUAAUGCCUUACAUUCUUUUCUUUACAGAGUUUUAGUAGUUGAUCUCAAUAGGAAUCGUGUUGUAGCGUACAGCAUAUAGCUAUAUUUAAAUUGAACAUUGUCAUUUUAUUAUGUUUUUGAUAUCCAUGUUUUGGAAGUUGGAACUCAACGCCAGAUUAGUAUUAGAACUGGAAACAAUGUAGGAACUCAUCUUUCUCAGCAGGCCUCUCUUUAUUUGGAGUAUGAUGUGUUUGCCACCUUUUUUAGAACUGGAAACAUUGACUGUAUGUGUUUAUCUUUACCUUUUUUAGAGUAUGGUAUGUUUGCCCUCUUCCCCCUCUGAACAUGACUUUGUACAUGAAUACGUUCUUAAGCUGCAAAUGAAUAAUGACUAAUGAAAAGCUCAG
Amaranthus tricolor (Joseph's coat) is the source of this 2991-nucleotide messenger RNA. Its product is annotated as probable inactive receptor kinase At5g58300. Bases 555 to 2453 code for a protein of 632 amino acids. NCBI's taxonomy places the organism in Eukaryota, Viridiplantae, Streptophyta, Magnoliopsida, Caryophyllales, Amaranthaceae. Gene Ontology annotation, molecular function: protein kinase activity; protein binding; ATP binding. The transcript has 4 exons. The record is from RefSeq and is a predicted model, not a curated record. Gene Ontology annotation, biological process: protein phosphorylation.